Helianthus annuus (common sunflower) is the source of this 3408-nucleotide messenger RNA. RefSeq lists its product as uncharacterized. The coding region runs from base 1 to 3408 and encodes 1135 amino acids. The record is from RefSeq and is a predicted model, not a curated record. The transcript has 2 exons. Gene Ontology annotation, molecular function: RNA-DNA hybrid ribonuclease activity; nucleic acid binding. NCBI's taxonomy places the organism in Eukaryota, Viridiplantae, Streptophyta, Magnoliopsida, Asterales, Asteraceae.
AUGCGUAACACGCCUCGCGGGAUUCCCGCAGGUGGGAUUUGGGGGGUGUUACAGAUAGGACAGAUUACUCUCCCGACCACAUUCAAAGACGGUAACAAGAGCAGAACAGUACCACUAACUUUCCUGGUUGUUCGAACUCAUUCUUCGCACAACAUAAUACUCGGGCGACCCGGAUUGCGAGCUCUUGGAGCAAUCAGUUCGACAAUACACGGAGCUAUUAAAUUCCCUACCGAAGCCGGUGUUGCCACUAUCUGUUUAGAGUCGAAUUCGCUUGUCGCCGAAGUAAGACAUGCGGCAGAAACGAGCUCCCAAAAGUCCAAAGUACCCACGGAACUUUGGGCAAUCAACCCGGAUUUUCCCGAGCAACAAGUAGCUAUUGGUGCUCAGCUCCCAAAACGAACGAAGAAGCUUUUAUGGGAAUUGUUAAGCAACUCGAUAGAUGUCUUCGCGUGGAAGCACUCUGAUAUGCAGGGAGUCCCCAGAUCCAUGGCACAACAUCACCUGAACGUAAAAGAAUCAAUCAAACCGAUAGCACAAAGGAAAAGGCAUAUGGCGCCGGAUCGGGCAAAAGCCAUUGCAAAAGAUGUUAAAAGUCUCCUAGACGCAGGAAUCAUUCGAGAGGUGCGGUAUCAAACAUGGGUAUCAAACCCCGUUAUGGUACGGAAGAAAGAUAAUUCAUGGAGAAUGUGCAUCGAUUUCACCGACUUAAACAAUGCGUGCCCGAAAGACUGUUUUCCUCUACCGGAGAUUGAUGAGAAGAUUGACUCCGUCACCACGUUUAGGUUAAAGUGUUUUUUGGAUGCUUACAAAGGAUAUCAUGAAAUACAAAUGGCGGUCGAAGAUGAGGAUAAGACGACCUUUGUCACCAAUGAAGGAGUGUAUUGCUUUACUAAGAUGCCGUUCGGUUUGAAAAACACCGGUGCUACGUACCAGCGUCUGAUGAACAAAGCUUUUAAGGAUCAGAUCGAACGAAAUGUGGAGGUAUACGUUGAUGACAUCAUGAUCAAAAGUCACGACGAGGUCGCCAUGCUAAAAGACAUACUCGAAACGUUUACCCGACUCCGAAGCAUCAACAUGAAGCUAAAUCCGAAAAAAUGUACAUUAGGGGUAGAAGAAGGUAAGUUUCUCGGAGUCAUGGUCGGGUCAAAAGGCUUACGAGCCAACCCCGAUAAGAUUGAUGCUGUUCUUACAAUGAAGGCUCCGACGUCGGUCAAAGAAAUUCAGUCCUUAAACGGACAAUUGGCUGCUCUCCAUCGGUUCUUGUCAAAAGCAGCAGACCGGUCGCUCCCAUUCAUGGAUGUUCUCAAAAAAAGCUUUAGAUCGGAGUUCAAAUGGACGGAAGAGGCUGCGCGAGCUUUCGAAGAGCUUAAAACUUGUUUGGGCACCUUGCUAACCCUCACCGUACCAGAAGAAGAUGAGGUAUUAACAGUAUACUUAGCCGCAUCAUUCGGAGCUAUCAGUGCAGUGUUAGUUGCACACCGUACUGGGAAGCAAAUUCCCAUUUAUUACAUAAGCCGAACGUUAAAAGAUUACGAAACAAGAUAUUCAAACUUGGAAAAAUUAGCCCUGGCUCUAGUCCAUGCUUCAAGAAGACUUCGCCGAUACUUUCAGGCCCAUCCAAUUGAGGUGCGAACAGACCAAAGAAUCCAACACGUUCUCCGACGACCUGAGGUUUCAGGUCGAAUGGCAAAAUGGGCAAUUGAAUUGGGCGCGUUCAACAUUACCUUUCGAACUAAAGGUCCGUUGAAGGGGCAGGUAAUAGCGGAUUUCUUAGUCGAAAUACAGGAAGAGAAAGGAACAGAAGACGUUGAAAAAGCUCCAGAAAAGCCGUGGUCCUUGUAUACCGACGGAGCUUCUAGUACCGAAGGAGCAGGGGCGGGCCUAAUCCUCACCGAUCCAGACGGAACGGAUAUGACGUAUGCACUCCGGCUAGAGUUCAAGAGUUCGAAUAACGAAGCUGAGUACGAGGCCCUCUUAGCUGGCCUACGUCUACCGCUGAGAGUUGGAGCAAAAAAUGUCAUAGCCCAUGUAGAUUCGUUAUGUGUAGCAAAUCAGGUAAAUGGAGAAUAUGAGGCGAGGGAAGCAAACAUGGUCGAAUAUCUCGAACAGGUAAAACAAGCAAUGGCAUUAUUUGAAGCAUGUAAGGUCGAACAUAUUCCCCGUAGCAAGAACAAGAAGGCUGAUGCUUUAAGCAAGUUGGCAUCAGUGUCGUUCAGUCACCUGGCCAAGGAAGUGAGAGUGGAAGUUCUAACUACGCCUUCAAUCGCAGCUCCGCAAGUAAUGCAGGUCGAAGCACCAUCGCAAACAUGGAUGACGCUAAUAAUUAACAACUUGGUACACGAUGUUUUGCCAGUCGAUAAGACCGAAGCGAGGAAAAUACAGAUCAAUUCUCUCCAGUAUCAGAUGCAGGAAGGAGGCUUAUACCGAAAGACUUUUCUCGGACCUCUGCUAAAGUGCUUGGACCCGAAGCAAGCUAGUUAUAUCAUCAGGGAAGUACACUACGGCAUCUGUGGUAUUCAUGCCGGGCCUAAAAUGAUUGUUACGAAAGUCAAGAACGCAGGAUACUACUGGCCGGGGAUGCAUGAAAGCGCCGUAAAAGAGCUCCAACAGUGUGAAGAAUGCCAAAGGCACGCGCCAGUCAGCUUCCGAGCCAAGAACGAAAUGAUACCCGUAACCGCAGCAUGGCCCUUCCAAAAGUGGGGCGUUGAUAUCGUCGGACCUUUUCCAAGAUCGAGCGGAAGCGCUCAAUAUCUGCUAGUUGCGGUAGAUUACUUUACCAAAUGGGUGGAAGCCCGACCAUUUGCAGUCAUCUCCGGCUACAACGUGACACGUUUCUUCUGGGAACAAAUUCCCACCCUCAGGGCAAUGGGCAGGUCGAACAACUCAAUCGGCGAAUUGUUAAAGAGGAGACUCGGUUACGAGGGAAAAGGCUGGGCGGACGAGUUGCCGAAUGUCUUAUGGGCGCACCGGACAUUGCACAAAACAAGCAACGGAGAAACACCGUUCAGUCUUACCUACGGCACCGAAGCAGUAAUUCCCGCUGAGAUCGGACUCCCAAACCAGAGGUGCAAAGACUGGAAGGAAAAUGAACAUGAACUCCGAUCCAACCUCGACUUGUUGGAAGAGCGCCGGAACAUCGCGGCCAUCAAAGAAGCCCGAUACAAAAAGAAGAUUGAGAAGUACUAUAAUGCUCGGGCAAAAAUCUACAAGUUUAAAGUCGGAGACUAUGUAUUCCGGAACAAUGAUGCGAGCCGCGUCGAGGCCCCGGGCAAGUUAACCCCCAAGUGGGAGGGACCGUACCGAGUCAAAGAGGCUAGCGACAAGGGCUCGUACGUGUUGGAAAAGAUCGAUGGGACUCCCAUACCCCGGACUUGGAACGGGGUGCAUUUAAAGAAAUGCUUUAUGUGA